AUGGGGCGGCAGCCAAGACAGCGGCCCAUUUCCUGCAAGCUGUGCAGGCAGCGCAAGCUGCGGUGUAGCCGCGUCUUCCCUUGUUCUAAUUGUACAUGUCGUGGGCUCAUCUGCGAACAUGAUGGGCCUGUAACGGCUCAUUCAUCCGCGGCAAGACCAGAUCUCGCGGCUAACUCUAGUGCAAAUUCUGCCAUUACUGUACCCGAUCAGGAUGAUGCGGACUUGCGAAUGAUCGGAGGCGAACAGUCGGUUGCGCCAAAAGAUGUCCCGAAUGCCGAGUUGCUGGUACGCCUUGAGAAGCUCGAGGCGCUCAUUGCUGCCCAAAACAGAGAAGGCAUGUUGAGUAAACCAGAGCCCACGGCUUGUAUGGAAGCGCCGUCGCCGAACCAACCCUCCGCUGUGGCGUCACCAAUGUCACCACAACUUCAAAAGUUGACCGAUGAUGCACUGUGGCUUGAGAGGUCAUUUACAGGCCAACCAAUGCUGGAACCUGUUUGUGAUCCAAUAUCCUUCCGCACUUGCCCUGUGCGCCGUAUCGUCAAGCAGGGUAGCUUCGUACUGCAAAAUGAUCCUUCUGCACCUUCUUUUGGCUCUGGUGAGGUAACGAGAUGUAUAUGGUUGCCUCGCCGCGAUGAAGCCCGCAUCAUUGUGCACAAGUACCUAUCUGAUGUUAACCACUUCCAUCAUGUUGUACAUGUACCAACGUUGAUGGCCACCAUCGAGCAGAUCUACGAUUGCAUUGACAGCAAUGCAACAUUAGAUAUUGGUCUCAUGACACUACUUCUCAGCAUGUGCGCUGCCUCGACUUAUACGUGGUCGCCCCAAGACGAUGCACGACUUCUCUAUGGGACUGUGGCAGAGGCCAGAGGCCAGUCUUUGUGGUGGGUGAAAGCUGCGCUCGAUGUUAUGGACCAUGCGCAGCGCAUUGGACAUGCGUCUCUGGAGUGCAUUUAUGGCAUGAUCAUUCUUUUUUAUGUUUUUUGCAAUAUUGAAGGCCUUUCGCCCCGCGCAAGAAGCCUCAACGCCCGCUCCAUCAGCAUGGCCAGAGAACUGUCGCUACACCGGGUAGAUGCCCCGGGCAACCAUGAAAUCCCCAACAUGGGCAGCCUCCGAAUGGAGAUGUACAGAAGAACGUGGUGGUUUCUCGUCGCCACAGACUGGUGUUUUGCCUUUCCUCAAGAAGGGUCAUUUACUAUUCAUCCACUCCACAUGAUGGUGCGAAAGCCAUCCAAUGUGAAUGAUGCCGAUAUUGUCGACAGCCAGCCUGUCAUCGGACGCCCAUUGACAGAACCAACCGAUGCAUCUGCUUUGAUCUACCGUAUUCGUCUGGCGGAACUUUGCCAGAAUAUGAUUGAUAAAGACCGCGCAUAUGCUUUCCAGGCACAACCAGCUGAUCAUAAAUUUGUCAUGGAGAUGGACGCCAAAUUCAGAGUGUAUUUGCGAGAGUUGCCGGAUUUCUUCUCCAUGGACAGCACAAACAUGCACUCUCUCUCGCCAUCGGAUCCACGCCGUGAUCCAAAAAUCACGAUUCAGCGCUACACGCUGAAUCUACUAAUAUAUCGGCACCUCUGCAAACUUCAUUUGCCAUUCCUUGCAAGGGGCUCUGUGGAGCAAGCAUACGCAUACUCGUACGAGGCUUGCAUGGCAGCUGCCAGAAUGAUUAUUCAGACCGAGAAGCACUUGAAACUCGAGGACCUACCGUUUUCCAGCACAAGGUUGCGCUCUGUUAUCAUUCUUCGGAGCGUGUUCCUCGCCAGUAUAGCGCUUGUUCUCAAUGCCUGUAUUGGUAGACAGACAGAAGAUACACCUGCGAACGACUCACAUCUUGUCGAGGCUUGGCGUAUCAUGGACGAUGCUAAAGAUCAAUCACCCAUAGGAUCCAAGCUUCUUGAUUUGUCCAUUCAGGUCUUGAAGCGACACACCCCAAAUCACCCAGCUCUCAAAAUGUUCACAGCGCUACCCGUAAUGAUGCCAAUGACACCCGACUCGGCAGGACGGGAGGAACAGCGCCGGAAUAUGCCAUUUCAAGGUUUUGUUCCCGAGCCAGAGGCAUCAUAUAUGGAUCAGCAAUGGCAGGCGCUGGAGGGUCGGAUGGACCUCAACACCAUUGAUUUUGAUAAGCUGUUCUAUGGGCUGGAGGCACCCUUCAUUUGA
This is a messenger RNA of Cordyceps militaris CM01, 2154 nucleotides long. Its product is annotated as Fungal transcriptional regulatory protein. The record is from RefSeq and is a predicted model, not a curated record. Gene Ontology annotation, biological process: regulation of DNA-templated transcription. Gene Ontology annotation, molecular function: DNA-binding transcription factor activity, RNA polymerase II-specific; zinc ion binding. The transcript is spliced from 3 exons. The coding region runs from base 1 to 2154 and encodes 717 amino acids. NCBI's taxonomy places the organism in Eukaryota, Fungi, Ascomycota, Sordariomycetes, Hypocreales, Cordycipitaceae.